AUGGCGCCUCUGCUCCAACACCUCCAGGGCCAGGGAAGGCAGCAGAGUCACAGACCUGGGCCUCAAGGCUUUCUGCUCAUGGUGUCCUGGGCAGGCCAGCUGACUCUCAUGCAACCUGAACUCAACCUGGGGUCCUUUCUGCAAUGUCCCCUACAAGUGGUCCCCCCCUCCCACUUUGGGUCCUGGGGAGGGGAAACCCAGACAGACUGCCCUGAGCAGCCCCCAAAUGUUUUGUUACUUUACUUUUUCUCACAUCAAGCGGGGACUCUGCAACUUUCAUCCGUCCAGGCGCUGAAUCCAAUUGAUACUCCAUAUUCUAACUUUAAAAAUAACAUCAUGAAGAGACAGACCACUGAAAUGCCUAUUGCCAGUAGCCCAAUUACCACGAGAGGGCAGCAAGUCUCCACUGGAAAUUGUGCUGCUCACCUUUUUGGGGAGGACCAUUCUCUUGAUGAUGAGACAGAUGAUUUUGGAUCAGAGCUGGAGAGAACACAAGAGGAAGUAACGAUGAUUCUUGCUGAUCCACUGAUGGAUCCUCUGAGAGCUAGCUCCAUUCAAAAGGCAUUAAAUGCCUACUAUGAGCAAAGCAUGGUGUUAGAGGCUCAGGAUUUGCUCCUGCUCUCUACCCUUUCCCCCUCUCCCUUCCCUGAGCUCACGCUCCCUGCGUCUGCGCCCCUUUUUUAUCCCCAUGAGGAAAGUUCGCAGAACCAGAGUGGGGUGCGGGAUGUGCUCCUGGCUGACUCCUUCUUUGCAGGAUGCAGGGAUGGAAGUCCAGGAGAGGCUUCGGGGCCUCCUCGGCCCGGGGACAGGAAGCGCCUCCUGCCGCGGCCGCAGCGGAAGAUGCAUCUCACGGGUCUACGUGAUGACUACUAUCUAAACAUCCUAGACUGGAAUUCUGAAGGUCUUCUUGCUCUUGCCCUUGGUUCUGCUGUACACAUCUGGAAUGGUGAAAGCCAUGAUGGAAUGGGAAGCAUAGACUUGAGCCCCUAUUGCAACUACAUCUCCUCAAUUUCCUGGAUAAAGGAGGGAGGUUACCUGGCCAUUGGCACCAGUGAGGGAGAAGUACAAUUAUGGGAUGUCAUGACUAAAAAAAGGCUGAGAAAUAUGGUUGGUCAUAUUUCAGUAGUUGGGGCUUUGAGCUGGAAUCACUGUGUCCUCAGCAGUGGUUCAAGAUUGGGCCGUAUUCAUCAUUAUGAUGUUCGAGUAGCUCAGCACCACAUCGGAACACUUGGCCAUAAGCGAGCUAUAUGUGCCCUGAAGUGGUCACCAAGUGGUAAGCUGCUUUCCAGUGGUUGUACUGAUGGGCUAUUGAAUAUAUGGCCCUAUGAUCCUGGUGUGGGCAAAUCCUGUCAACCACUAAAAGUCCUCCAUCAUUCUACGUCAGUUAAGGCCAUGAACUGGUGUCCUUGGCAGUCUGAAAUCCUUGCUGUUGGGGGAGGAAUGAAAGAUGGACACUUACAUGUCUGGGAUAUAAACAGAGAGAACAGUAUCCAAAGUCCAUGUACAAAAUCACAGAUUUGUUCUCUGAUCUGGUUACCUAAGACAAAAGAGAUUGCCACUGGCCAUGGUACUCCUAGAAAUGAAGUGACUCUCUGGAGCUGCCCUGUUUUGACUCAGUCUGGUAGAUUUUUUGACCACAGAGGCAGAGUAUUGCACCUGGCCCUGAGUCCAGAUCAGAGCAAGAUUUUUUCGGUAGCAGCUGAUGGAACAGCCUGUAUGUGGAAAUGCUGUUAAUCCGGUCAAAGGAGACAGGGAUUGAUGGAGUCUCUACCUUUGGGGCUCUGUUAUAGCUGCCUAUGGCAGACAUCCCAGUUCUGUCGGAUUCAGGGGAACAGCAACAACCCAGCCUGGGGGCAUAGUUUAUGUCACAGAAGAGUUGCUUUUACCAGUGCCCCAGUUUUCGCUCACACCUCUAGAAAGAAAAGACAUGAUGGGAAACCCACCCUCCACUUCCUUAGAUACCCAACUAUUUGCACAAAUUGCCUCUCUCUUGUUUUUGAAACCACUUGAAACUGUAUCUUUGUUCCUAUAAAAUGAUGUAGUCAAUUCAGUUGGCCUUCCGAGUCCCUUGUUAUGUGGCGUGUAUAACCUGAAGGGCAUGUCCUGGACUGUGUGGAAGGCUCCUAAUGAUGACUGAGCACUAGCUGGGCCCUAGUUGCUGAGAAGCUUUCGGGAGAACUCUCCUAAGAGCACUUAAAAAAAAAAAAACCAAAUGAUUAAUUUUGGAUGCUGUCCUA
Messenger RNA from Sarcophilus harrisii (Tasmanian devil), 2237 nucleotides. RefSeq names its product cell division cycle 20B (gene CDC20B). Bases 1 to 1734 code for a protein of 577 amino acids. Gene Ontology annotation, biological process: positive regulation of ubiquitin protein ligase activity; anaphase-promoting complex-dependent catabolic process; positive regulation of anaphase-promoting complex-dependent catabolic process. Gene Ontology annotation, molecular function: protein binding; ubiquitin ligase activator activity; anaphase-promoting complex binding. The record is from RefSeq and is a predicted model, not a curated record. Lineage: Eukaryota; Metazoa; Chordata; Mammalia; Dasyuromorphia; Dasyuridae. The transcript has 11 exons. Gene Ontology annotation, cellular component: anaphase-promoting complex.